This is a messenger RNA of Lagenorhynchus albirostris (white-beaked dolphin), 7399 nucleotides long. It is a transcript of the gene PCNX2, whose product is annotated as pecanex 2. NCBI's taxonomy places the organism in Eukaryota, Metazoa, Chordata, Mammalia, Artiodactyla, Delphinidae. The transcript is spliced from 34 exons. Gene Ontology annotation, cellular component: membrane. The record is from RefSeq and is a predicted model, not a curated record. Bases 195 to 6557 code for a protein of 2120 amino acids.
CGCGGGUGCGGGCAGAAGAGCAGUUGGAGCUUCGGUCUUGGGGCGGAAGGAGCUGGAGGGGGCGGCGGCGGCGACGGCGGCGGCGGCGGCGUCCGUGACGCCGCGCGAGGGCCCGCGUGUUAAAGCUGAGAGCGUCCGGGCGGCGGACGGCUGGCAGCGGGCCGCGCGGCGCGCGCCGGCCCCGGGGCGCAGACAUGGCGUCCCGGGUGCUGCUGCUGCUUCGGCAGGGCGUGUGGGCCGCGCUCACCGGGGGCUGGUACCACGACCCGGACCAGAGCAAGUUCACUAACAGCUGCCACCUCUACCUGUGGCUGUUCUUGCUGCUGCUGCCCCUGGCCCUGCACCUGGCUUUUCCUCCAAAUGCCAUCACUGUAUUUUUUUACUGCAGCUCAGUGACAAUAUUCUUCACAAUAAUCAAAUUGAUCAGUUAUCGCCUACACCUCAUGUUUGAUAAAGGAGAAGUGAUUCAGCAAAGGCCCUCCAGAAAGAAGGAAAAGCCAAAUAAAGACAAAGAGGCCAUCAGUGACCACAUAACCAAUCAUAAAAAUACAGGCAAUAAUGGGCGGAUUAACAACGGCAAAAAGGAAGAGGCCAGUCGAACCCUCUCCACGCCUCCCGUCCACGGCAGCUCCAGAGGACAGAGCAUAAACUCUCAUCAUUCAUCUGGGCUCCUGGAGCUGCCAGAACAGGAAACAGUGGAAGAUCUCAAAGGUGUCAUUGUGUCAGAUGACCAGCCCGUAGCACCAGUGUCAUCUACAGCACCUGGGAUGAAAACGGAACGCUUACCUGCUUCUAAAGGGCACGUGCCGGAAACCAUGACCACGUCAGCAAUACCAGUGAAACCAGUCGUGGCAGAAACUUGCAUCAGUGAUAAAGGGAAGGAAAAAGGGGGCCAGGGGCAGCCCCCCUUCUGCCACAGAUCCGAGGGUGGCUUGGUGGACAAAGAAGCCGUGAAGAAGGUGCCCUACCUGUCUUUGUCUCAAUACGACUUACUGGAGACGGAUGUUUCUUUCCAGCCUUGGGGGAGUGAGAAUUCCGUCCCGAUCCCAGAACCUGGGAAUUUUGCCUCCAUCAGGGAACAGUUGCAAAGCAAGUCGCCUCAGGACAGCCUGAGCAGUAGCUGCCCUCAGUGUAACACCGUCAUCGCCAGACCUGGGAGGGAGCAGGUUUCCCAGCAGGUGGACCCACCCUUGAACCAGGAGGUGGAUGACUCAGAUAAUGAGGUCGCUGUCACUCUUAUAGAUACUUCUCAACCUGGAGACCUGCUGAGUCUGCACGAGCCCAUUAAGAUUGUCAUCACCAUGAGCAGUACCCCCAACUCCAUGACAGACUUGGAAAGUUCUCUUCACCUGAAGGUGGUUGGUACUGAGGCAACCGGCUUCACGUGUGAUGCCGAGCCAGUUCCCCCAGGGGCUGCUGGUCCUGAGAAACAGAUGAGAAUUCCCAUCAUCACCCUUGAGCCGUCUGAGGGUGGAGGAGGAGGCAUGGUGUGUCCCGAAGGCAAUGGAAGUGACAGGACGCCGGAGAGAUUGAUGGUGGAGGCGUCUUCCAAUCCAUGUUCUGGCUAUGAAUCUGGGGAUGGGGGCGAUGCCACACAGGACCACAGUCCUUCCCCAGGAGACCCCUGUACAACCCCGCCACCCACGCCUGAUGUGGUCUCCGAGUCUGAGGGGGGCAUGGAAGUCCAGGCUAAUCUUGACCCAUCAUCUUGUAGAACCAGCCAGGAAAAGAGACGCUCCCAAGUCCUCAGCGUAGACAGCGGGACAGACGUCUUCUUGAGCAAAAGUUCCGCAGAAGUUAUUAACGAUAAAGAGCAAACAAUGCCAACUUCCAAAUCUGACCUGGAGGCCAAGGAAGGACAAAUACCAAAUGAAUCCAACUUCCUGGAAUUUGUCUCCCUGUUAGAAUCAAUUAAUACUUCCAAGGUGGUGGUAUCCAACCAAAAGAAUGAGCCGGCAGAGCAGAGCAAAGACAGCGGGCUUCCUGGAGAUAACCAUUCCCAGGAGAAAAAGGAGGAAAUCCUAGAAAGUGAGAAGCCCAGUGGACCCAACGCCAAGCAAGGAAAACCAGACGUGCAAAGUCAAGAGCACACCAGCACCAGCCCCGGGCUCACUGAGCCUGCCAAGAUCCCGACCCUUUUCCAGGGCAGUAGACAAAGGCAGAUAAUCUACAGGGUAACUUCCCAACAAGAUAGUUCUGUGUUGCAAGUCAUCAGUGGACCUGAAACAUCUGUGCAAGAUGAGAUGUCUGUGGAUGCGAUGCAUGUCUUUAUUGAUGAACAUGGGGAAAUUAAAUCCUGUUACUUAAAGUCUGGAAAUCAGAAAGAAGGCCCUUUCCAGCAUCAGCCAUCAAAUUAUGACGGCUUCUCUCACGCUGGAGACAUACAGAGCAGCUCGUCCAGUACCACAACUUCCGAGAGUCAAGAUCCUUCUUCAGGGGACCCUGUGGUCAGUGCCUUGCAACAACAGCUGUUGCUGAUGGUGGCUCGGAGGACCCAGUCAGAAACCCCACGGCAUCUGAGUCAGGAUCUAGAAGACUCUUCCUGUUCUUCCACACAAGGAAAAUUUAACCGAGAGCAGUUUUACAAGUUUAUCAUCUUCCCUGGCAAGUGGAUUAAGGUCUGGUAUGAUCGCCUUACCUUGCUGGCGUUACUUGAUCGAACUGAAGAUGUCAAGGAAAACGUGUUGGCAGUUUUACUGAUUGUCCUGGUUUCCCUGCUCGGAUUUCUGACACUGAACCGAGGCUUUUGCAAAGACAUGUGGGUGCUUCUCUUCUGCCUCGUCAUGGCCAGCUGCCAGUACUCCCUGUUAAAGAGCGUUCAGCCUGACCCCGCCUCGCCAAUCCACGGACACAACCAAAUCAUAACAUAUAGCAGACCAAUCUAUUUUUGUGUGCUGUGUGGCCUUAUCUUGCUGCUUGAUACUGGGGCCAAAGCCAGGUACCCUCCCACUUACAUUGUGUAUGGCCUGAAGCUCUUCUCUCCAGGGUCUCUCCAGUCGGCUAGGGACUUCUUAAUAGUAUUUCUAUAUUGCUUCCCUGCAAUCUCCCUCCUUGGGCUCUUCCCGCAGAUCAACACUUUCUGCAUCUAUCUUUUGGAGCAAAUUGACAUGCUGUUUUUUGGAGGUUCUGCUGUUUCGGGGAUGCUGUCGGCCGUUUACAGCGUGGCCCGGAGUGCUUCUGCUGCAGCUGUGCUGCACGUGUUCUGCUUCAGCGCCGUGAAGGAACCCUGGAGCACGCAGCACAUCCCAGCACUGUUCUCUGCCUUCUGUGGCCUCCUGGUUGCGCUUUCCUACCAUCUGAGCAGACAGAGCAGCGACCCCUCUGUGCUCCUGUCCUUUAUUCAGUGCAGAUUGCUUCAUAAGUUUUUACAUCAAAAUCUGGAAGAGUUGGCUGCAGACCCUCUCCCCAAGAAGAUGAAAGAUUCUGUGAAGGAUAUCUUAAAAUCGGAUCUCAUCAUCUGCUCGGUGGCUGCCAUUCUGUCCUUUGCGGUCAGUGCCAGCACUGUGUCCCUGUCCUUGCGGCCGUUUCUCAGCAUCGUGCUGUUUGCGCUGGCCGGCACUGUGGGGUUUGUAACCCACUACCUGCUCCCACAGCUCCGCAAGCAUCACCCGUGGAUGUGGAUUUCACACCCCGUCCUUAAAAACAAAGAGUAUCAGCAGCGGGAAGUGAGAGAUGUCGCCCAUUUAAUGUGGUUUGAAAGACUCUAUGUUUGGCUUCAGUGUUUUGAAAAAUACAUCUUGUACCCAGCAAUCAUUUUGAAUGCCCUUACUACGGAUGCAUUUUCAAUAAGCAAUUACCGGAGACUUGGUACCCACUGGGACAUUUUCCUGAUGGUCAUAGCGGGCAUGAAGCUGCUGCGGACCUCCUUCUGUAACCCAGUCCACCAGUUUACUCACUUGGGCUUCACCGUCAUCUUCUUCCAUUUCGACUACAAAGACAUUUCAGAGAGUUUCUUACUGGAUUUCUUCAUGGUGUCCAUUUUAUUCAGCAAGCUCGGGGACCUGCUUCACAAGCUACAGUUCGUCAUGACCUACAUGGCUCCCUGGCAGAUGGCUUGGGGUUCCUCAUUUCACGUGUUUGCUCAGCUCUUUGCAAUUCCUCAUUCUGCCAUGCUUUUCUUUCAGGCGUUUGCCACGUCGAUCUUUUCUACUCCACUGAGCCCGUUUCUUGGGAGUGUCAUUUUUAUCACAUCGUAUGUCAGGCCAGUGAAAUUCUGGGAGAAAAACUACAAUACAAGACGCAUGGAUAAUUCCAACACAAGACUGGUGGUCCAGAUUGAAAAGGAUCCAGGGAGCGAUGGCAACAACCUCAAUUCCAUCUUUUACGAACACUUGACAAGGGCCCUCCAGGAGUCCCUCUGUGGAGACCUCGUCCUUGGCCGAUGGGGUAACUACAGCUCUGGAGAUUGCUUUAUAUUGGCUUCAGACUACCUCAAUGCUUUCGUUCACCUGAUUGAAAUUGGCAAUGGUCUUGUCACCUUUCAACUUCGGGGACUGGAAUUCCGAGGAACCUACUGCCAGCAGAGGGAGGUGGAAGCCAUCACAGAGGGCGACGAGGAUGACAGAGGUUGCUGCUGCUGCAAACCAGGUCACCUGCUCCACCUGUUGUCCUGCAACGCCGCCUUUAACCUCCGCUGGCUCACCUGGGAGAUCACGCGAGCACAGUACAUCCUGGAGGGCUACAGCAUCAUGGACAACAACGCGGCCACCAUGCUGCAGGUUUUUGACCUCCGAAGGAUCCUCAUCCGAUACUACAUCAAGAGUAUAAUAUACUAUAUGGUGACGUCCCCCAAACUGUUUUCCUGGAUCAAAAACGAAUCCCUUCUCAAGUCCCUGCAGCCCUUUGCCAAGUGGCAUUACAUUGAGCGUGACCUUGCAAUGUUCAACAUGAACAUCGAUGACGACUAUGUCCCGUGUCUCCAGGGGAUCACUCGAGCCAGCUACUGCAACGUGUAUCUGGAGUGGAUUCAGUACUGUGCACGGAAGAGGCAAGAGCCCUCGAAGCACCUGGACAGUGACGAGGACUCUCCUCUGGUGACUUUGUCGUUCGCACUCUGCAUCCUGGGCAGGAGAGCUCUGGGGACUGCGGCUCACAACAUGGCCCUCAGCCUGGAUUCUUUCCUGUACGGCCUCCACACCCUCUUCAAAGGUGACUUCAGAAUAACAGCCCAGGAUGAGUGGGUGUUUGCAGACAUCGACCUGCUGCACAAAGUUGUUGCCCCGGCUCUCAGGAUGUCCCUGAAGCUGCACCAGGACCAGUUCACUUGCCCCGACGAGUACGAGGACCCCGUGGUCCUCUACGAGGCCAUACAGUCCUUUGAGAAGAAAGUGGUCAUCUGCCAUGAGGGCGACCCGGCCUGGAGGGGCGCCGUGCUGGCCAACAAGGAGGAGCUGCUGACCCUGCGGCACGUGGUAGACGAGGGCACGGACGAGUACAAGGUCAUCAUGCUGCACAGGAGCUUCCUGAGCUUCAAGGUGAUCAAGGUGAACAGAGAGUGUGUCCGUGGCCUUUGGGCGGGGCAGCAGCAAGAGCUCAUCUUCCUCCGCAACUGCAAUCCCGAGCGCGGCAGCAUUCAGAACCACAAGCAGGUCCUCCGGAACCUGAUCAGUUCCUCCUGCGACCAGCCCCUGGGCUACCCCAUGUAUGUCUCCCCGCUCACCACCUCCUACCUAGGGACCCACAGGCAGCUGAAGAACGUCUGGAGCGGACCCGUCACCUUGGACAGCGUCAGGGCUUGGUUCCGAGCCAAGUGGUUAAGGGUGCGGAAGGACUGCGAUGCCGCCGGCCAGCCCGGCGCUGGCAACAGCCAGGAUGCCGACGGCGGGGGCGCCCCGCCCGUAGGCGGCAGCAGCGCCCCCAGUGGUGAGAGUCGGGAGAGCAGCUCGGAACAGCCCAGAAAGGAUGGAAGCCGCCACCGGUCACCCCCUGAAGGGACAAGGACGACAGGCAGGAGAAAAGGCAGGACUCAGUCCGUCCAGGCCCCCAGGGUCUUAAGCCAAACGCCGCCCAUCCCGCGCUCAUCCGGCCCCACCGUGGACAGCCACCCGGCCUUCCUGCAGACGUCCACGUCGGUCCACGAGCUGGCCCGGCGGCUCUCGGGCAGCCGGCUGUCCCCGUGCACCUCGGCGGCAUCCCUGCGCUCCCAGCCCCCGCCCGCCCCCGCUGCCGGCCACCUGAGCGUCCGCGAGCGGGCCGAGGCCCUCAUCAGGUCCAGCCUGGGCUCGUCCACCAGCUCCACCCUCAGCUUCCUCUUUGGCAAGAGGAGCUUCUCGAGCGUCCUGGUCAUUUCCGGGCUGUCUGCCGCCGAGGGGGGUAACACCAGCGACACCCAGUCCUCCAGCAGUGUCAACAUCACCCUGGGCCCCUCGGCCAGGACCACCAGCCAGCCCGCACGGCACUUUUCCGAGCCGUGCGAACCCACGGAGGCCACCGAGCAGGGGCUGCUUCGAGAUCGCCACGCGGCCGAGAACCUGCGGGUGAUGUGCAGAAGGGCAAGCCAGGAGGACAUGGGCCUGGACGACACGGCCUCCCAGCAGAGCGCUUCCGAUGAGCAGUAGCUGAGCUCGGGCCGGAGAAGCCACGCCGUUGGGGAGGGACGCAAGCCACCCCCCCCAGCUUCUCCCCUGUGCUCCCCAAACUAAACAGCACAAAGAAUGACAGCCGGGAGACCCAUCCUGUGGAAGAUAAGUGCUGUGUACAAAACAGAAUAACUUGAUCUCAGGUUCUUGAAAAAUAUCUCACGUGAUGAACACAAACCUUGACACCAGGCCUCCCUCCAGCUCUGGCGCUCGCGGCCCCAGAGAGGCGGGAUGCGGGAAGCACCCCUCCCACAACUGGAAAAUGCAAAUAAAAGCCAUGCUAACAUCUUAAGACAACUCAAAUAGAGCACAUAAAUAACUCCUUCCGGUCCUGAUGAAAAUAAGACAGCUGCAUGCUAAACAACUGGCAUUCUGUAUGUCACUGUUACUGUGGAAAAGAGGCGGACAGCAGUGCGUAUCACACCAUCAGCUGGUCCAAUGCGCUGAUGUCCAGUCUACAUAUAAACAUCUCACUUCUUUAUAAUAUUUAUGCAGAUGUUAAGUAAGUAUAAACCAGUGGCAGCUUUACUGCAAAAAAUGUGAUAGUGCAUGCAAUCACGUCCAAAGCAUCCUGUGAAAGGAGCCAACCAUCCCCAGCAACGUGAGUGCAGAAGUCUAGUUGAGGCAGGUCACGGAGGGCCGCCUAGGAAUGAUGUUAACUGCAGUCACAGCAACGUCCUGCAAGAAGCCAGGCCCCGUCUCGCCCAGCGCUCCUGUGUGCUUCCCAGGAAUGCACGCCUGUCUCCAAGCCAAGCAAUCUUUACCGCGUCACAGGACAUUUGCACAUACCUUUGUUUUUGGAAUUAAAAUGUUUACAGUUA